This is a messenger RNA of Hibiscus syriacus, 717 nucleotides long. RefSeq lists its product as uncharacterized. NCBI's taxonomy places the organism in Eukaryota, Viridiplantae, Streptophyta, Magnoliopsida, Malvales, Malvaceae. Gene Ontology annotation, cellular component: membrane. The transcript has 2 exons. The record is from RefSeq and is a predicted model, not a curated record. The coding region runs from base 1 to 717 and encodes 238 amino acids.
AUGGGGUCUGAUACAAGUCGGUUCAUAAUCCUCAUGGUUUUCUCUUCCUUGUUAUCCUCGAUUGUUUGCGGCGGCAGCUCCGGUAGCUAUGAUACCAAGGCUUUAGACGCUUUGUUUCGGUAUUACGCGAACCAGACAUUGAAUGAACAUCGUCGAACAGGUAUUUUACACCGAGUUUCACUUCCUUCUAAUUUCUCCGGCAUGAAGGUUUCUGUUGAUAGACUACGUAGCGGGAGUUUAUGGGGCCGAGGAGUCGAUUCUAAAUAUGUUAAGAUCCCACCUAGUGUUAGAACAUUGCCUUGCGUUAAAAGAUUAGCUAUAGUCUAUGAUAACAUGGGAAAUUGGUCUUCCGAAUAUUAUCACGUCCCCGGGAAGCCUAUUUCGAUCCGGUUUCCAUUCGUAGAGACGAAGGAGAAAAAUGUGACACGACUUAAAUGCGUCGUAUUCGGAAAGAACGGGUCGUUCGUGUUGAAGAACAUGACGAAGAGAGAUGUUUGCGUGACCGAAAAGGCAGGGCAUUUUUGCGUCGUGACACGGACGAAGUCGUCGAAGCCGGAGAAGGAGGAAGGGAGCGAGGGUUUGGAAAUGGUGGGUGAUAGGGUCGGUCUCGGUGGGAGUGAGGACGUCGAAAUGGUGGAGAGAGAGGAAGAUCAAAGACAUGGAAGGAAUCCGAUUCAUCAGUGGCGUUGGAUACGUUUGGGUCAGGGGAAAUCAUAA